This is a messenger RNA of Sphaeramia orbicularis (orbiculate cardinalfish), 444 nucleotides long. RefSeq names its product sperm acrosome membrane-associated protein 4-like. Gene Ontology annotation, cellular component: membrane. The coding region runs from base 1 to 384 and encodes 127 amino acids. NCBI's taxonomy places the organism in Eukaryota, Metazoa, Chordata, Actinopteri, Kurtiformes, Apogonidae. Gene Ontology annotation, biological process: sperm-egg recognition. The record is from RefSeq and is a predicted model, not a curated record. The transcript has 3 exons.
AUGAACAAACUUCUCUGGAGCUGUGCUGCACUUUUCACUCUGUUUGUUACAGUUGAGUCUCUCACCUGUAACACCUGUGACACUUCAGUCUUCGGCUACUGUCUCAGCACCAAAGCUAUAAACUGCACUGGAACUCAGGACCAAUGCUACUCUGGAGUUGCAACAUUUAGUAGCGACGAGAUCUUGGAUAUCCACUCAAGAGGCUGCAUAACAAAAACUUCCUGCAAAAACUCCACCAAUCUAGCCAUCUUCACUGUAAAGUACAACAUAAUCAUGCACUGCUGCACAACUAACUACUGCAACGGAGCCACCUCCAUCCGGAUGCCUCUGACGACAGCUGUGGGUGCUGCUCUGGUGGCCAUUUGGACCAGAUGGAGCCUUUAGACAGGAGGAUUUCUGCAUCAUUCUUGUUUUUGAUAUAACAUUCACAGCACGCCAGUAUCC